UGGAUCAUAUCCUACCAAAAGUGCAUUUAAAAUGGCUCAGCUGGCCGGAAGAUGCGUCGAAACUGAUCCGAAAAAGAGACCAGAAAUGAAAGAUAUUGUGGAGGAACUCAAAAUUGAAGUCUUAGGCCAAGCAAGCAAUACAUGCCUAGCACCGCAUGCAAAGUGAGAAAAGAUCCCAUUGUUCGAAUGAGCACAAGAAUUCAGAUCUGCGAUCUUGGAAGCCGCACAGCAAAAAUGACUGCCCUAAUUCAAUCUUCACCUUUCCCUCACCCCCUAAAAUCCACGCCCUUCAAAUCCCAAACCCUUCCCCGGAAAUCCUCAUCCCGCAUCGCCGCCGUUCCGAUCACCGCAAAUCUCCGCGCCGCCGUGAUCGGAGGCGGUCCGGCAGGAUCCUCCGCCGCGGAAGCUCUGGCCAACGGCGGCAUCGACACUUACAUCUUCGAACGCAGCCCCGACGCCGCCAAGCCUUGCGGCGGCGCCGUCCCUCCCUGCAUGCUCGACGAGUUCUCAAUCCCCUUGAGCCUCGUCGACCGGAAAGUUACCAAAAUGAAGAUCAUCUCGCCGUCAAAUCUCGCCGUCGACUUCGGAAAGACCCUCAGGUCCGGCGAGUUCAUCUCCAUGCUCCGCCGCGAAGUGCUCGACACUUUUCUCCGGCGGCGUGCCGAGGAGCGCGGCGCAACGCUUGUUAAAGCGUUAGUGACGAAAAUCGACCUCCCGGCGACGGAAAAUUCUCCUUACAUUAUCCACUACGUCGCCGGUAACGUAUCUCAGAGACUCGCCGUCGACGUUGUCGUCGGCGCUGACGGCGCCAACGGCAAAGUCGCGAAGGCGAUCGACGCCGGCGAAUACACCUGCGCCAUCGCCUUCCAAGAACGGAUCAAACUGCCGGAACACAAAAUGAAAUACUACGAGAGUCUCGCCGAGAUGUACGUCGGCGACGACGUCUCGCCGGAUUUCUACGGCUGGGUGUUCCCGAAGUGCGACCACGUCGCCGUUGGCACCGGCACGAUCCGUUCGCGCCAAAACAUAAAAAGCUUCCAGUCGGCGAUCCGAAUCCGCGCCGGAUUCAAAAUCGCCGGCGGCGAAACCGUCAAGGUCGAGGCUCAUCCGAUCCCGGAGCACCCCCGGCGGCGGCGAGUCCGCGGCCGGGUGGCUCUGGUCGGCGACGCCGCCGGCUACGUCACGAAAUGCUCCGGCGAGGGGAUAUAUUUCGCGGCGAAGAGCGGGAGGAUGUGCGGCGAGGCUAUCGUGCGCGCGUCGGAGGGAGGGAAGAAGACGGUCGGCGAGGAGGAUCUCCGGCGGGAGUAUCUCCGGCGGUGGGACGACGAGUACUUGUGCACGUUCAAAUUUCUGGACGUUCUGCAGCGUGUCUUCUACCGGAGCAACGCCGCGAAGGAGUCGCUGGUGGAGCUCUGCGGCGAGGAGUACGUGCAGAGGAUGACGUUCGAUAGCUAUCUGUACAAGCGGCUGGCGAAGGGGAAGCCGUGGGAGGAUCUGAAGAUGGCGAUGAAGACUGUAGGAAGCUUGAUUAGGUGCAAUAUUCUGGGGAAGGAAAUAUUGGCCGCCAUUGACGAAUCCGCCAUUGAUGAUCACAGAAACCUUCUUAGACUGUAGAGUGUUGACUAGAAGAAUCCCUAAUUCUCCCAAAAUAAGAAUGGGUAAUUUUUAUUAGAAGGGCGUGAAUGGUUUCUUUUUUUUAUUUUUUUCAUGAAGGUUUGAAUUUUUUAUUUAAA
Andrographis paniculata is the source of this 1733-nucleotide messenger RNA. RefSeq lists its product as uncharacterized. Gene Ontology annotation, cellular component: chloroplast thylakoid membrane. NCBI's taxonomy places the organism in Eukaryota, Viridiplantae, Streptophyta, Magnoliopsida, Lamiales, Acanthaceae. The coding region runs from base 142 to 1614 and encodes 490 amino acids. The record is from RefSeq and is a predicted model, not a curated record. Gene Ontology annotation, molecular function: oxidoreductase activity, acting on the CH-CH group of donors, NAD or NADP as acceptor; FAD binding. Gene Ontology annotation, biological process: photosynthesis; chlorophyll biosynthetic process. The transcript is spliced from 3 exons.